Aspergillus niger is the source of this 837-nucleotide messenger RNA. RefSeq lists its product as uncharacterized. NCBI's taxonomy places the organism in Eukaryota, Fungi, Ascomycota, Eurotiomycetes, Eurotiales, Aspergillaceae. The coding region runs from base 1 to 837 and encodes 278 amino acids. The transcript has a single exon. The record is from RefSeq and is a predicted model, not a curated record.
AUGAAGCAGAUCAAUACCAUCGCUCACCUCACAACUCUCCUUUCCCUCACUGCGAAGAUAGCUGCCCACGGCCAUGUGAGCAAUAUUGUCAUCAAUGGUGUCUCCUACCGUGGCUGGGACAUCAACUCGGAUCCCUACAAUUCAGAUCCUCCUGUGGUAGUCGCAUGGCAGACACCGAACACUGCCAACGGAUUCAUUACGCCUGACGAAUAUGACACGGACGACAUUAUCUGUCACCUGGAUGCCACUAAUGCCGAGGGGCAUGCCGUUAUUGCUGCAGGAGACAAGAUCAGCAUUCAAUGGACCACUUGGCCUGACACUCACCAUGGACCGGUCAUAAGUUAUCUUGCAAACUGUGGCUCGAGCUGCGAGACUGUUGACAAGACGACUCUUGAGUUCUUCAAGAUUGAUGGUGUUGGCCUUGUUGAUGACUCGACUGUGCCUGGCACUUGGGGAGAUGACCAGUUGAUUGCAGACAACAAUACAUGGCUGGUCGAGAUCCCACCAGACAUUGCCCCCGGAUAUUAUGUUCUUCGCCACGAACUGAUUGCCUUGCAUGGGGCCAGCAGUGAGAAUGGGGCACAGAAUUAUCCCCAGUGUUUCAAUCUCCAAGUCACCGGGUCAGGUACUGCCGAGCCUUCCGGCGUACUCGGUACGGAGUUGUAUAGCCCGACAGACCCCGGAAUCCUUGUCAAUAUCUACCAGUCACUGUCCACUUACGAGGUGCCUGGCCCAACAUUGAUCCCGGAGGCAGUAUCUGUUGUGCAAUCGAGCUCGACCAUCACAGCAUCCGGAACACCCGUGACUGGGACCGCCGCGUCCACCGCGACAUCAUGA